GAAUUAAAUUAGCAUAAUUAAAAUAAUUAUUAAUUAGAAUUAAAGCGAGAGUAUGGCACUUAGGUGAUCUUAGGUACUUUCAGUUUAACCCACAACCCCGCCUAUCUUAAUUGAUGGUAUAUUUGACAGGGUUUCGUUGCCCGUGCACUCACAGAUCAGAAGUCUUCGCAUUGUAUUGCAUGCAGGAAGUUAGUUACCUGUGCAUUGACCAGAGCCCAAAUUCCAGAUAUUUCUCGAUUAAUCCUACUCUGUGCCAAUUCUUUCCGCAGUCUCUCUCUUUCCUUCCAUUAUCUCCUCCUCUAUUUUUCUUUCACUUCUUUACUCCUGCCAUUUCGUUAGAAUAACAUAUAAAGAGUGAUAACGUCAGAAGCAGAUUUUCCUUCUUUAUACGCUCUUGAUAACUUGUGUAUUGAAUCGUACGGCCUUACGAGACAUUCAGACAUGAAUGUAAUUUUUUUCAGCCACUAGAUGGCGGCACCUUGUAGUAGCCUGUAGAAAGCAAACCGGAACCUCUGCCGGAAUUAUUGAUACCCAUUUCAGUUUUCACCAAACAAAAUCGUCAGCUUAGCGCACACCAACUUCAACAAGGAAAUGAGUUUACUUAGCCACUAAAUGUGACACAAUUGGGAACUAAUUAGAAUAGGAAGGAAUAGGAUUAGUUAGGAAACUUGAACUAUUUCCAGUUAUCGAGGUCCUUAAGCUGUAGAACUAAUUUACGAAAAUCACACGGCUUGUUAAAGUUUAGCCUAGGACUUCUUUAUGAUGAGUAACGUUACACUAAUGUCCUUCUUAAUAUUGGUCCUUAAAGUAUGUAGUAGGGCUCUAAGUAUUCAAUUCCACUUGACAACUGAUGACACGAUCACCACGGGCAUGGCAAUGAACAGGCUAUACCUGGCAACAGAUUCAGUGUCUAUGGUUGUCCUGUGUCAGCUGUAUGACCCAGACAAUGACACUGAAAACUCGAGAAUACAGCUUUUCACAGAGUACACCUCCCUUGGUCUGAGCCCUCUCAUCACUAUCAGCAAUGCCACCAGUUCCAGGGAAUUCCGCUUUGAACUUGCCACGGAGUUGCAUGCCUGGAAGCUCAACAUCAGCAGGUUUGAUCUGACAGGAGAGGAGAGAGCAGGAACCAGUAGCUACGCACAGUGGGAUGCCACCGUGUAUACCGCCAAUAGCCUUCACCUGUUUUCUACCUACGCCACUGUCAUCGAUCUUCUCACAGAACCACUCUGGAGGAGAAAGUUUCCGAAUCUUGUUUCGUCUCCGCCUGCAGAGGUGUUUGAUGGAGCUGAUGGUGUGAAGGUGGUUUCCAGCCCAUGCUCUCCUGAUGUAGCUGCCAUACUGCUGCAGACCUCAGCUGCUCACCCAGGUGUGUACUUGGCAGUAACGCGCGGAGCAUUCGCCGCUGGCUCCACCUACUGGUAUGACCUCAGCCCUAGCCUCUCGGACACUUGCCGUGACGCUACUAAACAAGACUGCAGCGGCUUGCGGCUGGUAGAUGGAGUUCUCAGCAAUCGUCACCUGCUGUUGCUGAGCGACCGAGGCGUGUUUGUGAGCGAAUCGCUCAUGCAGGGCGCGUCAGGCAGCACGCUCGCUUUCACCUACGUCAACACGUUCCACGGCACGAGUCUCUCGCAGGCAUUUCAGAAUGAAGGUGACCAUUUCCAGAUGUCCCACACACAAUUCUGCAUGGAUAGGCAACACGAGGUUUACACACGAGACUUGGUGGCUGUGUUAUACACUGGCGCGACUGAUCACAGCUGGCAGGUCGAGGAUGGCGCCGUCUACAGCUUUGCACCAUUUACGACGUGGGUGCCCGUCUAUACGGCUGAGACUGCACCCGCUCAGCUGCAAGCGGUGCUAUCCGUGCAGCACAACCACCACAGAGAUGCAGUCACCUUGCUCUAUCAGACAAAUGAGGGAAAGAGGCAUGUGGCAGUUAGACAGCUGGACAGCGUAGGAAAUUUAUCCAAAAAGGUCUUCUUCCCGCCCUUCUCGUUCCCGGAUGGCAGUUUGAUUAGUACGCUCACCUUUAAUCCAACCUCCAACGACCUCUACGCUACAGGAUCGGAGGUGUGGCUAUCGCUCGACGGUGGAAACUUUUUUGAAAAGCUGCACCCACAGAAUGGAUCUUCUAUCGCAUCUAUAGCCAUGAGCAGGAAUGAUAACUCAAUCGUACUGGAAACUUCUUUGGGAGUGCUGCUGUAUGGCAAAACAGGUAUACCGAGACUCGCUGUGCUACAGGACAUUGCACCUGCAUCACCCCUGCAUCACCUCUACAUACGUCACUGUGGCGCCAUCUACCAGCUGACAGUGACCAGUGGCUCCAUCUCGUCCACGCUCAUCAACAUCACUCGACUGGAGCACACAGACGUGUCGUUUGCACGCGCGCUCGUGCCGCAGUACAUCACCGAGGACGACCUGCUGCUGCACGAGUACGCCUCGCUCGAGCCCGCCGACACCGACCCAGCCUCGGGAUUCCUGCCCACCUUCACCGGCAAGCUGCUCUCACUCAGGCAAGGUGGCGCCGCCCUGGUGACGGAGGUCCGGCAUUGGCACUCCGUUCCUGGUUACGUUUCUGCGCUGCGAAUGUUUGUGUUGAAGCCAUUCACGUACGAGUCGCUGCAGGACAGCCCAGCACAGGCGUACACUCUCCUGGCAGAACUUCCAAGUCCUGAUAGUAACUACUCUCAGCUCAUAUUACAAGAUGUGACAGGGGCAGGCUGGCAGGAGACAGACGUUGGCAAGUCUGUAGUGCUGCCCAGUUACUCGUUCCUCGUCGUUGAGCGCGUCAAUGACACCCACAGCAUCGGCGCGCCAGUGAUGCACCUGCGAGUGGCCCUGACGGCACGCGAGGGCCAGUGGUUCAUGUACAACAUCGGCCUGACAACACUGACGCCAGGCGAACGUCCGUGGAUGCUCACAGAAGACAGGUGUCGCCACCGGUUGUUUGUUGACGACGUGUUGCGGAGGAGGCAGCUAUUUGAGCUGGAUGCGAAGGAAAACGCCAGUUUCUCUGUAGCAGCGCGCAUCUGGGGAGCAGGUCCCGCACAAUCCCUGGCUCCCGCUACUGUUUGCCACUGA
Messenger RNA from Priapulus caudatus, 3084 nucleotides. Its product is annotated as cation channel sperm-associated protein subunit beta-like. The transcript is spliced from 17 exons. NCBI's taxonomy places the organism in Eukaryota, Metazoa, Priapulida, Priapulimorpha, Priapulimorphida, Priapulidae. Gene Ontology annotation, cellular component: CatSper complex; cilium. The coding region runs from base 760 to 3084 and encodes 774 amino acids. The record is from RefSeq and is a predicted model, not a curated record.